Molecule: messenger RNA, 7860 nt
Organism: Phlebotomus papatasi
Lineage: Eukaryota; Metazoa; Arthropoda; Insecta; Diptera; Psychodidae
Gene: Mgtor
Product: nucleoprotein TPR
Exons: 7
Coding region: 110-7555 (2481 amino acids)
Biological process (GO): protein import into nucleus; mRNA export from nucleus
Cellular component (GO): nuclear pore
Molecular function (GO): structural constituent of nuclear pore
Source: RefSeq, a predicted model, not a curated record
UCCCUGGAGCCGCCAUAGCGGAGAAGACGAAAAUUUUUGUGUGUGCUGCAGAAAAAGGAAGAAUUUAUUGCAAAUAUUAAUGGUUAAAGUGAGUGGAAAAGUGUGAAAAAUGGAGGAAGAGUGCGAUAAAGUGCUGCACAAGGUGUUGCAGCAGGAGGAGAUUGACCAAAUUCCCCUGGAGACGCGCAAGAAGUUGGAGGAGUUCUAUGAGCAGCGUCUCAGUGAAUUUUAUACGGCUAAAGCCCUUCAAUUGAAUAUUGAAAACAUCCGCCAAGAUUUGGAGACGAAAAAUGGCGAUUUCCAAGCGAAAUUGCAAGACAGCGAGGCCAAACUUCAGUCCUACGAGGAACUGAUCAAGGAAUUGAGACAGCAGCUCGAUACCACACGCAAUGAAGUGCUGAAGCUGCAGGACACCGUGGCCAAGUAUGAGACGGAAGUAUAUGACUGCAGGAGGGAGAAGAAUGCCGCUGUGGACGAGCGGGAUUCCCUUCUGAAGAUGGUGGAGCGCCGAAAUGGGGAAGUUGAACGCCAGAAGUCUGAUAUCUCUGCCCUCGAGAAUCAACUCCAGGCGGCAAUUGCUGCCAAAUGCGAAGUUCUGGCCAAGAUGGAUGACAUCGAGAGCAAGGAGGCAAGCUUGAACUUCAAGGAGAAGCGUAUGGAUCAGGAGAAGGAAAUGCUGAAUAAUCAGAUUGUGACCCUGAGGGAGGAUUUGAAUAGGAAUAUUGCCGAAAUGCAGACCAUUCGCCGUGACAAUACCGUGAACAAUAUCAAGUUGGAAACAAAGUUGACAGAGAAGACUGAAGAAUUGAAGAUUUCGCAGAAUACCGUGGCACAUCUCGAAGAGGCAAAUGCAUCGUUGAUGACAAAAUUGGAGGAAUUGAAUACGAAACUGAAGCAGAAUCAUGAGGAGAGUGAUAAGAUGAUUAUGUCGUAUCAGAAGGAAUUGUCAACUAAAAUGAACCUCGUUGAUGUCCUUAAGGCUUCGAUCAAUGAGAAUCAGGAUCAGAUUAAGGAUUUGAGUAAUUGCAUAACAGAAUUGAAGAAACUGCUGAAUGAGGCAAGUGAGAAGAGCGGAGAGUUGGAGACUAAGCUAAAGGGUAUUGAGUUGAAGCAUGCUGAAGAGUUGGAGGAGAAGGAUUCGACCAUUCAGCAGCUCAGGCAGGAAAUUGAGCAUGCCAAUGAGCUGUUGAAGGAAGUUCAGGAGCAAAAUAUUGAACAUGCAAUGCAGCAAUUGGCACCAUCGGCGGCGGCUUCGAGUAAAUUGAUCAAAUCGGGAAUGACACUAACGGAGAUUUAUUCGUUGUACGUGAAGACAACAGAGGAGUUGCAGGUGACGAAGAAGGAGAACAACAGGCUGAAUUUGCAGAUCAGGACAAUUCUUCAGGAGUUGGAGGAGAAGGCACCAUUAAUAAGGAAGCAGAAUUUGGAGUAUCAGAAGAUAGAAGAGGCCAACGCGGAGUUGACGCAACAACUGGAUGAAUUGAUGAAGCAGAGAGUUGAAUCUGCGGAUGAAUACAAUGGAACAAUUGCAAAAUUGAGUUACAUGGAGAGGGAGAACAAGAAAUUGAAACAGAGUCAGGCUGACCUUGGAAGGCAGGUGUGCUUCCUGGUGAAGGAGAUUGAACAGAUGCGCGGUGGAUUUACGUCGGAACCAGAUCAGAGUAUUACUUCGGAUAUGUCAGCCAAUGAGGUGAUUUCGAAGAAAUUGGUGACAUUUGGAGAUAUUCAGGAAUUACAGGAAAACAACCAGAAGCUCCUCAAUGUAGUGAGGGAUUUGAGUACGAAGCUCGAGGAGAUGGAAGAGGCUGAAAACAGUAUGGACAAGGCGUCGUAUGAGGCAAAGAUUGCCAACUACUCCAAGAGACUCAAUGAAUUGCAAUCUGCUCAGGAGUAUCAGACACAGAUGAUGACGAUUUGUAUGCAACAGAGAGAUCGUUUCAAGAAACUCUAUCACGAUGUUCUCAAGAACAGCGGGAAGGCCUUCAAUCUCGAUGGAUCACUAAGUGGACAAGAUCAAAUGGAAGGAAUGGAAGAAGAAACUCCUCUGGCUUCCAAUAGCAGUGUAACGUCCAAUGAGAAUUCCCUCGUGAAGGACAAAAAGAUCACUGAACUUGAAGGGAAACUCAAGGAAUCUGCUGAACAAUUGAAGACACUAAAGGAAGAGUACGAGAACUAUCGCAAGGAACGUACGACGAAUGAGAAGAUGCUCAAUGAGCAAUUUGAAACAAUGCGCAAUGAAAUACUCUCUCUAACAUCAUCCAAUUGCAAACUAAUGUCAACUGUCGAAUUUAACAGUGAGCAAAUUAAGCUGCAACAGAAAAAUCAAGCCAUGUACAAGAAACAGAUUGAAACACUUGAAGAUCGUAACAAGAAUUACGAGAAUUCCAUCGUGAAGCACGAACAGACAAUUAUGAUUCUCAAAGAUGAGGUCAUCAAUUCCCAGACGAAAUGUUCAAGGGCUGAAGUGAUGGCGGAUAAUCUCAAGCAGGAACUGAGGAUCCUGAAAGAUUCAGAAUCUAGAUUGCAACUCGAACGGGAAGCUUUGCAUCGGGAACGUCACAGUCACAAUCUCCUGAUGAACAAUCUCGAGAUGAUCAAAGCGAGUUUCGAGAGAUCAGAGACUGAGGGAAAACUUCGUCUGGAAACGCGUCUCGAUGAAGCAACACGUGAAUGCUCGGCACUGAGGAGGCGUCUUCAGGAGGAGCAAGAUCGUUUCCGUGAACUAGUUCAAGAUCUCGAACGACAAACUGAGACAGCAAAGAAGCGAAUGAAUGAUGAGUUGUCUCAGGUUGACAAAAUCCGGGAUGAACUACGUCAGAGUCGUGAAGAUGUCAUGGCAAAGACGAAACAGAUUGAAGAUCUCAGUCACAAACUCCAAGAGAGUCUUACGCCAAAUAAAAGUGACAAUCCAAUUGCUCAAGCACAGAAACGUGUCAAGGAAAUGGAGUUCCAAAAUAGUGAAUAUCGCCUGGAGAUUGAGAGCCUGCAGAAGGAAUUGAUGACGACGAAGGAACACGUUCAGCAGUACUGCAAACUGUCGGAGAGUGCAGAGAAGGAACUCAAGGAUAUGAGUGUUGAAUAUGAGCAACUCAAAACGACCACAGCAGCAGAAAUUUCUAAGCUGAGAGAGAGUGAAUCAUCCUUAAAGACACGUGUUGAAGAGCUCGAAACAGAGAUCUCACUACAGAUCACAGGAGCGCAACUCAAUGUGGAUCAAGAUGAGUCAACACAGUUGCGAAAGACACAAACAGAACUGAGGGACGUCCUGCAGAAACUCAGUGAAGUUAAUCGAGAACUGAGGGAUGCUAGAGAUGAGUUGAGUAGCCUAAGGAAUUCUCUGCAGAGUGUUGAGGCUAAAUAUGCCAAUGAGAUGGUAUUGCAUUCAACUGAUCUGCAAGCACUGAGUUCCCUCAAGGAUGAACUCAAUAAGCUGAAGGAAACAAUGGUUGAGUUCAAGAUUCAACGCGACAGAGCCAUUGAGGAGUUGGAAUGCACGAAACGAGGUUGGGCAGAGACUGAGAAGCAUCUAAAAGCUGAUAGAGUGUCUCUCGAGGAGCGUCUGAAGGACCUCGAUGCCCAGAAUGCAGCUCUUCACGAUCAAGUUCAAGAACUGAGCACAAAGAUGACAUUUGUAGGAGUUGGUGCAACUGAUGCAUCAGACAAGGAUGAUUCAGUUGCAGAUUCAUCCUUGAUUAACCGAUCCCUCAAUGAUGAUGAGGCUAAACCCAAUUCUGGGCAGUUGUUGCAAAUUAUUAAGUAUUUGCGCAAGGAGAAAGACAUUGCGUAUGCUGAAGUUGAAGUUCUCCGAGCAGAAAAUACGCGUCUGCAGGCCGAAACGAAGAUUGUACAGAAGAAACUUGAUGAUACAAAUACCGCUUUGGUGAAUGAGCGUACCAAGUCAGAAGUUGGAAUUGUCAGUGCGACGAAACAUGAAGAUAUUCUAAGAAAGGUGGAGACACUCAAUGCCAUCACAGAUAGCAACAGGAGCCUGAGGGAGGAGCGUGAUCUGUUGCAGAGCAAAAUUAAAGAUCUCACAACUCACAUUACCACAGUUGAAUUGGAGUUGUUCCCAUUGCAGGAGAAAAAUCGGGAGAUACAGGCGAAGAUUGAUGAAAAGGAGGCUGAGAAUACAACACUUCGUGUAGAGGUCACAAGAUGGCGUCAACGUGCCAAUCAAUUGAUUGAACGCAGCAAUAAAACCAAUCCGGACAUUUACAAGAAUCUGCAGAAUGAGAGGGAGAGUCUAGCUAAGAUGUUGACGAAUGAACGAGAAAUUCUCAAGAAGACCACUGAGGAGUUGACAAAUAUCAAAAAUGACAAAUCUCGUGUUGACACAGAAGUGACAAAUCUGUCAAAACAAGUGUCAACUUUGACGGAAGAAGCCAAAAAACAAAAUGAAACACUGAGCAAUCUCCAAGCGACCAACACCAAGUUGAUGCACGAAUUGAUGGAGGUGAAGAAUUCAAUUCUCACCAAGGAAGAUGAAAUCAAGAAACUGAGUGAUGAGGUGACAGCUAGAGAUACCCAGAUGACAGAAGUCAAGAAUAAAGAAAUACAGAUUCGUAAGAUAGCCAAACGCUACAAGGAUCUCUAUUUUGAACUGAAGAACAAGGAAGAAGGGAAAGAAGGAGAAGCUUCAGAGGAGAAUCAGCAGAAUCUCAGCACAGAAGCAGGUACAUCAAAACAGGAACCUGAUCGAGCUCUCCAGGAUAAGAUUACAGAACUCAAUUCACAGCUAUUUGCGGCACAGGAAGAAGUUGAUACACUGAAGAAGGAAAAUGAAACACUUAAGCAAUUCCGCGAGAAAGAUGAUCGUAGUAUGCAGCAACUGAAGGAAGCCAAGGCUAGGAUUAUGACAUUGCAGGAAACCAAGGGAGUGAUGAACAGGGAAUUGGCAACAGCCAAGAGUCAAUUGCAGACUGUCGAACAGUCACAUGAUCUUGUAAUUGCAGAACUCAAGAGUCAAUAUGAAAGUCGACUUGCACGUCUUGAAAAGGAUUUGGGCGAUGCAAAGGAGAAUCAGGAGACAAUUUUGCGUCUACAGCGUGACAAUGAAGCAUUGGUGGUGCGAGUAAAUCAACUCCAUCGUCAGUUGCAGAUGCCUCAGGGUGCCAAACCAUCUACAAGCUCAAGCACCACCGAAAAGAAUAUAAGUGAAUGUCCAAGAACUGCCAAUGUUAAGCCAAUGGCUGGACCUAGCCAUCAGUCGGCUACAGUGACUCCAUGGAGAGGUGGAGAGACUCCUCUGGCCAGCAUUAGACCCAUGUCAGUGCAGAAUAGGACAGCAGCCGUACUUCCCACCAAUGUGGCUACUGUCCAGGGUUCCAGCUCAAGUGUGACAGCUCUCGUUCCGCCUCAGCAACAAGUUCACACAACAGGCAAUAACUCGGGUGAAGCCAUGUCGUCAUCUCCAACAAGUUCCCAUACAGACUACAUGCCUGCAACAAGUUCAGCAACUGUUGUUGUAGCUGCAGUUCCUCCAAUGGGAACUGCUUCAACGCCCGCCGAGAGCUCUCAGGAGGCUGAGAGUGUUCCUACGGGAAAUAAUGGAGAGUCCUCCUUUAGUUCAACUUCCACGUCUCAGUUGGUGGUAUCUGGAGGACAGCAGCAACAAGCUGUAGCUCUGGUAUCACCAAGGGUUGAGGGAGGAAGUUCUCAGAAUGUCAUUGCGCCUCAGGCAAUUGAACAGAGUCAAACACCUAGCACUUCUGGUACUUCGUCAUCUUCAUCGGCAUUGGGGAAUCAGGCCGUGAUUAUUAGUAGUCACCAUCAGGCGUCUUCUAGUAGUACGGUGACGACGACUCAAGCGGGAUCACAUAAGCGUCCGAGGGAUGUUGAGGGAGACAGUUCAACAGGGAAUGCUGAAGAGGUAGGAGAGAAAUCGCAGCCGCAGAUGAAGAGGACACGAGUUCAGGCGGGUGAGACAUUCCAGGGAGUUAGUGAGUCUGGGCUUGAUGUUGAGUAUCAGGUGCCGACUUCUUCUCAGCGUGAUCAAGAGGAUGACAUCAUUGUGGUGGAUUCGGAGGAGGAAGAAGAUGAUGGAAUGGCUGAUGAAGGAACACCAGAUGAUGGUCCGUUUGACGAUGAAGCUGAUGAGAUGGAAGCUUAUGAGCAGGAACAGGAGAUUGUGAAUUACGAUGAGGGAGAUGGUCCUGAUAUUGAUGAAGACAAUGUUCCAUCGGAUAACAAUGAAGUUGAAGUGGAUGACAGCAAUGAGAUUCCGAAUCAGUCGGGGAGUAGUUCAAGCAAUGGACAAAUAGCUCCAGAUGCAGGGAGUAGUACGUCACAGGUGGGUCAGAGUAGUCUACCGGAAGUGUCUCCUGAGCAACCCAUUGAAGCGUCAUCGGGUCAGAGUCAGACGGAAGGAGUACAGCAAAUCCAGACGAUCAGCAGUGGAAGUGAGCCCGGUUCUUCAACAUCCGUCGCGACUCCAAAUACUUCCUGGCGUCAGAUAACACCACAUUCGCGUCAGCAGCAAUCGGCUACGCAUCUGGUGCUCAUACAACAGAGUAGUUCGGGUUAUGAGCCAGAAACGGGAGAUGAAAGAAUUGUUCCCAGCACUCCGACACUUUUUGCCCCAAGGAGAGCUGAUGGUUUCAGUGAAGUGAUCAGUUCACCACAUCCUCAAGUCCCUCAUGCUGCCAGAUUCACCUUCACCGAAGCCUCACGACCAGGGCAGUCAGCCCUGGUGCCGGGAGGAAAUCUCGAAGGAAUGGAUGACACACAAAUUGAUCUGUCGCAACUGGAUGAAUCAAGCGCAACUACAACUGGACGAAGUGUUCCGAAUACGCCAAAACUCAUCUCGCCUCAUGACGUGGACUCGGCUGCUGGUGAGGGAUCAUCCAGCACAGCUCAGCAACAGUCAGCACAACAGUCGCAGAGUGGUCAGCAAUCGCAGGCGGAGCAGCAACAAGAGCAGCAACAGGAAGAGGAACAGCAGGAAGCAGUUGAUCUUAGGCAACCCGAUGCAGAAGCCGGUACAAGUCAAAGUCAGCCCCAAAUAACAAUUGAAGAACACGUGGAUGAUGAUGAGAAUGACGAUGAUGAGGAUGAUGACGAAGAUGAUGAUGAUGAUGGAAAUGAAAAUGAAUCUGAAAAUCUGGAUCAUACAGCAUCAACAUCCGAAAGAACCAAGUCUGACAAGGAGGAUUCCAAUUUACCGAGUGGAGAAGAGCCCGAAGGGACAGAUGGAGUGAGCUCGGAGGGAGAAAAGGCGCCUGGUGCUGAAGGAAUGGAGAUUGAGGAGGGGCGCGAAGCAGAAGCCUCCACGAGUAUUACAACACGUUCCCGAAGUGCAGGAAUGCAUCAUGGUGUUCAGCAGGUGGCAAGAAGGGCCACGGGGCGCAUUUCGCGCGGAAGGACGCCAAUUGUGUGGAAUCAAGGUGGUGGACGAGUAUUUUACUUGGCAGGUCGAGAUUCGAUUGGCGUCAGGGCACAGCCCAUGAUGCAGGAGCCCAAUUCGGUCAAUAGAAAUACGUUCCAACAGUCACCGCCACGUGGUCAACGUGGUAGACGAAUGCGUCGACCAAAUAGUGGAGGGUAUAUGAGGUACUAAAAUUUUCCACAUAGAUUUUAUGAUGGUAUUUGCAACAAGAAAAAAAUACUAGCACACACCCCCAAGAUAUAUAUAUAUAUAAUUUUUAAAAGGUAGAAAUGAUGUCAUAUUUUAUUCGCUAUCAUUCUUCUCUUUUUCUAUAAUUAUAUAUUCAUUCAUCAACAUAGAGAAAAGAAAAUUUAAUUUUACAUUUUUGGAGUAGUGGUGAAGAAUUUAGCAUAUAAUAAUGAGAAAUUGCAGAAAGAAAAAGAUAUGAAUUUCAAUAAAAUAAUGAAGUUUAAAUAAAUUACAUAAAUUUCAGCAUA